Abrus precatorius (Indian licorice) is the source of this 2243-nucleotide messenger RNA. RefSeq names its product receptor-like protein kinase FERONIA. NCBI's taxonomy places the organism in Eukaryota, Viridiplantae, Streptophyta, Magnoliopsida, Fabales, Fabaceae. The transcript has a single exon. The record is from RefSeq and is a predicted model, not a curated record. Gene Ontology annotation, biological process: protein autophosphorylation. Gene Ontology annotation, cellular component: plasma membrane; plasmodesma. Gene Ontology annotation, molecular function: transmembrane receptor protein tyrosine kinase activity; ATP binding; peroxidase activity. Bases 133 to 2016 code for a protein of 627 amino acids.
AAAUUUAUUUGAAAUUUCUUAGCUAAAGGAUACGUAGGACAAUGUGAUAUUACGUUUGCGUUGUCGUCAUCUUGCUUGUGCAUAUAAUUAUUAAAGUGAUGUAGUUUUAUAACUUAAAAGUUAUAAUUAACAAUGGUGCCCGUGAGAACAAACAAAUUUAGCAGUGUUGCCAAAUCAUCAGGAGUCAAACUCUUCAAUAUGAUAUUAUUCUCAAUCAUGUUCAUCAUCCCCGUUAAUUCUUACCCCCUUACAGAAGAUUUCGCAAUUAAUUGUGGCUCUUCAUUUGAAUCAAAUUCUAUAGUGGGUGACCGUAUAUGGAGCCGAGACAUCGAUUCACAACACUUUUCUCUCUUAGAACUGCAAGAUCAAAACCACUCUUCAAUAACCGCAGUUUCUGAUCCUAUAGUUAACCAUAUCCCAUACGGCACCGCACGCCUUUCUCAAUAUGAAUUCACUUACUCCUUUUCCGUCACCGUUGGCCCAAAGUUCCUUAGGCUUUAUUUUCACGCAGCUUCAUACCGUAGUUUCAACCGUUCCAAGUCCUUAUUUUCCGUAAAAGCAGGUCCUUACGCCCUUCUAAAGGGUUUCAACGCUUCACGUGUUGCUGAAGAGUACGGUGAUUCCAAUAAGAUUGUUCUCAUGGAGUAUUGCAUAAACGUUGAACAAGGUCAAAGGCUAAACAUUACCUUCACUCCGAACCUAACUAAAGAUGCCUUUGCCUUUAUCAACGGAAUAGAAGUGUUAUCUUCUUUCAAACACAAUCUUCUUUGCGAUAAGCAAAAUUAUUCAGGGUUCAAACUUGUUGCCAUAGUCCGAGAAGCAGACACAAAUCAUGAUUCAUCAACAGGGUUAGAUAGUUCAUCAAGCAGUAAUAAGAAAACAUUAUUACGUGAUGUUUUGUAUAGUGUAAUUUCCACAAUCAUCUCGGUCACUCUUAUUUUCUUAUUAUGUAUUUGGGUUCGGCACAUGGCUAGAUUCACUAAGCGCAAGACCGAGAUGGAGAUGAUUUCUGAAGAUAUAAGUAGUAAAAAUAAAUCAGUGUCUCCUUCAGGUAUGUGUCGUCACUUUUCAAUCAUUGAUAUAAGAGCAGCCACAAUAAACUUUGAUGAUAUUUUCGUUGUUGGAGUUGGAGGUUUUGGAAAGGUGUAUCAAGGGUACAUUGAUGAUGGUACAAAACCCGUGGCCAUAAAACGUUUCAUUCCAAAUAGUUUACAAGGAGUUGAAGAGUUUAGGACAGAAGUUGAGAUGUUGUCUCAACUUAGCCACCCUCAUUUGGUGUCUCUGAUUGGUUUUUGCAAUGAUGAAGAUGAUAUGAUAAUAGUGUAUGAUUUCAUGGCCAAUGGGACCCUCCGAGACCAUCUAUAUGGCUCUACAAACGCUCCCCUUUCGUGGAACCAACGGCUUGAGAUUUGUAUUGGGGCAGGGCUUGGGUUGGAGUAUCUCCAUUAUGGUGCUAAUUACAGUGUUAUCCACCGUGAUGUGAAAAGCUCUAACAUUUUGUUGGAUGAGAAAUGGGUGGCUAAGAUUUCGGAUUUUGGGCUGUGCAAAAUAGGACCAGAUGGGGUAUCAAAGUUCCAUGUUACUACUCAAGUUAAGGGUAGUCUCGGAUACUUGGACCCUGAAUAUUCGAAGACUAAACGGUUGACCCAUAAGUCUGAUGUGUAUUCUUUUGGUGUGGUGUUGCUUGAAGUGUUGUGUGGGAGACCCCCUUUGCUACGUAAAGUGGAGGGCAUGCAGAGAAGUUUAGUGGAGUGGGCCCAAACAUGCCACAGUGAAGGUGGACCUCAAGCUCUAUACCAAAUGGUUGAUCCCUUCGUUAGAGGAACCAUUCUUCCAGAGUGUUUGGAUAAGUUUGUUGAAAUGGCAUUGAAUUGUGUUGUUGAUGAUGGAAAUGAACGGCCAUCAAUCAGUGAGGUAGUUAAGGGCCUUCAGCUUGCAUUGCAGCUGCAAGAACAUUCAAGGUUCAGUGGGGCCCGCAGACCAAAGAAUACAAAGGUUAAUUUAGGAGAAGAAUGAGUCAAUGUUUUUUUUUUCUCGAGUCAGCGGAGAUGUAUGCUCACAUCAUUGAUAAAUUGGACCAUGUUUUCUUCAAGAGUGCUAGUGUCUUACGUUUAAGUGACAAGUUAUGUUUUGUACCUUUUGCUUAAUUUAUCUCAUUUUUUUUAAGAGAAGUACUUCUGUUUGUAUUCACGAAAGAUUAGUAAACGUUUACUGAAUAGAAUAUUACAGUAAACAUAAACCUA